This is a messenger RNA of Anopheles coluzzii, 7204 nucleotides long. It is a transcript of the gene nolo, whose product is annotated as protein madd-4. Gene Ontology annotation, cellular component: extracellular matrix. The record is from RefSeq and is a predicted model, not a curated record. Lineage: Eukaryota; Metazoa; Arthropoda; Insecta; Diptera; Culicidae. The coding region runs from base 1376 to 5293 and encodes 1305 amino acids. Gene Ontology annotation, molecular function: metalloendopeptidase activity. Gene Ontology annotation, biological process: extracellular matrix organization. The transcript has 20 exons.
AACCGAGCGGGCUGAAGCUUUCGAGGACUUUCGGCCCCAAUGCUCGGGACGGUACGCGCCAUUCGUACGCGGGACUUCGUGCCAUCGGUAUCGGGAUUUGGCCAGCAGCCGUGUGUCACAGCAGACCAGCUCUGUUCACGUGCGUGUGAACGUGUAUGUGUGCAUUGCUAAGGUUCCCUAUCGUAGUCGAAACUAGUGACCUUAGCGUCAGUGCGAAGUGCGAAAAAAACGGUGGAGUUUAAGUGAGUGCCAGUGUGUCAUAGGCUGACAGGCUAAGCGUUGGCGGAAUUUGCAAGCGACUCGCGGUGCGCUGAUCCGUUUGAUCGAUACUAGCGAGCAAAGCUCGUCAUUAACAGGAUAAUCUGGCGCAAGCAGGCGGGCGUCGCAGGUAAUUUGAAUGAAUUUCCCGGUCGCCUAGUAGCGAUUCGGCUGAGAGUUUCGGUCGUGUGCAUGUGUGCGUCAGUGACCGUUGCGGGGAUGCGUUGCGUAGCGCACUAAUUUAAUUAGUGAGUUUGUUCGGGUGGCCGUGCUUCAAGUCUGUUGACGGUGGAAGAAAAUUUGGAAGCGAUAAAGUUGUGAUUUGUCUUGAUUUGUGUUGGUUUGAAGUGAAUGGUUGUGUAGAAAAAGUGAAAAGUGUCCAUCACGUUCCUUUGAUUGAAACGCUUAAGUUGCGCAUAAAAUAAUCUUGACGCGUUGUAUUAAAGCCAAGUGUAAGUUGCUGGAGUAAAUUAAAGCAAAAAAGAAAAACAUAAAACACAAGCAAGUGAAAAGCCAUUGCCUAAAAGAAGCGGAUAAAGUGAUAAAGCGACAAAAGAAUAUUCAGCAAAAGAAAUCAUAAUAAAACACAGUAAGAAAACGAUAGCAAAAAAAAACGAAACAAUUACACAACCGAGAAGCGUUCAGCAGCAAAGGCAACCGAAAAGAAAAGGAUUACUUGAAAAUAUUAUUCUUUCAUCAGUCGGAAAGUGUAGCAAAAGCAGCAGCAGCAGCAGCAACGGCAGUGUAGCAGCACCAACGGCAGCAAAGGAUAAUAAAUCUCUUCCCUUUUUUUCGCACUCCUCGAGCGCGAAGCUUGUCGGGUUGGUGGUUUAACGGUUCCUCGGUUACUCGGCCACUUGGCUCAGUAGUGAUUCUUUUCCCAUUCACAUCCUUGCGUUUGGGUGUACCAGUGUGAGUGGGUCCUAAGUGUGUGUGUGUGUGUGAGUGAGAGUGUUUCUUCGUGGUGUUUCGUGGUGUCCAUCCGUGCAAAGGAAAACGCCGUUGCUGGAUCUGAUUUUCGUCGCUUGGGAUUAAAGCAAACACCGCGCAGGCUACCAAGGCCUCUAUAAUGAUUGUAUAAGAAAUAAAAAAUGGUAGCCGAUCUAAGUUGAUAAAAAUGGAUUACAAGGAAAUUAUAUUGCUACUAUGUCUGAUCCUAACGUUGGCCAAGGCAACACACAAAGAUAACCGAGGUGGUUCGAAUGAAACCCUAAGCACUUGGUCACCGUCGGGCGUAGAUUUGGAGGAUGAGGACGACGAGGAGGUACAGAAACGAGCCAAAGCUCAAGGUUGGUCAUCGUGGACGGAAUGGUCAACCUGUUCGCGUUCGUGCGACGGUGGCGUUGCGUACCAGCUGCGCCGGUGUCACGCACCCCACGGCUGCAAAGGAGACGCGGUGCGGUAUAAAAUCUGCAACAUGCAGCCCUGCCCGGAGCAGCAGGAUUUCCGCGCCCACCAAUGCUCGGCGUACGAUGACGUGCCGUACGACGGUGCGCUGCUGAAGUGGACCCCACACUACGACUACUCGGAACCGUGCGCCCUCACCUGCCGGGGCCGACCUCAGCACCUGCUGGAGGAUAUGCCGGAUUCGGCCGGUGCCGGCGACUCCUUUCCCAUCAGUGACGACGAACCGAGCGUCAUCGUGCAGCUCUCCAAUCGAGUGCAGGACGGUACCAGAUGUCGCCCGGGCAGUCUCGACAUGUGCAUCCAGGGAAAGUGUCAGCGCGUUGGAUGCGACCUUAAGAUUGGCUCGACGAAGAAGAUCGAUGUGUGCGGUGUGUGCGGUGGCGAUGGAACGUCCUGUACGCAGCCACUCUACCAGUGGGAAAUUGCACCCAUGUCACUGUGUUCCGUAACCUGUGGAGGUGGUUACAAGAUGGCCAUGCCAACCUGCCGGAACCGCGUGACCGGCGUGGACGUGGAGGAGUCACUCUGCAACGCUUCCUCCCGACCGGAGCCCACCGUCGUCCAGUGCAAUACCCAUCUCUGCCCACCGAAAUGGGUGACGGACGACUGGCGAUCGUGCUCGAAACCGUGCGGCGGUGGCAUCCGCGAACGGGUGGUGGUCUGUGCGGAGGAAAGCAAUGGCGCCAAGAACAAGGUACCGGACGAGGCUUGCCGUGGAGUGAGACCGAAAAAUCAGGAACCCUGCAACGUCCAAGAAUGUCCCAAGUGGGUCGUCGGCGAAUGGAGUGGGUGCUCCGUUUCCUGUGGCAGCGGUAUUCAGGUGCGCAGCGUUGAGUGUAUGGACACGAACGGCCAUUACAGUGCCCAGUGCGAUCCGGGAGCGAAGCCAGUCACGGGGCAACCGUGCACCACGGGCAUCAUCUGUAAUGCGGGUUCGGUUUCGUCGGGACUGAGCGGCGGUGCCAACACUGGUACAACGGUUUCGGGCUCAUCAAAUGCUGGCAUCAUCGCUGUACCGCCCUCGUCAGCAUCCGACUUCGAUGGGCUUACGAUGGGCGUCGAGAGUGAGGCAGAGCGGGCCAGCAUUUCCGCCAUGAUGAAGGAGAAGGCCGCGAUGCAUCACGAGCGCGAUCCGACGCUGAUGACGUACAACGAUCAACCGUACUAUGCACAACCGCUGCGGCAGGAUCGGUUACCGAAGGCGGAGAAAAUUGUUUCCCAGCGGGUGCCCAGUGAAGCCACCUUCAUUCAGGACACCGAAUGGUCACCGUGCAGUGUGACGUGCGGCGAAGGGAUCCGCCGGAAGCCGUUCCGGUGCAAGAUUUUCCUCGAAUUUUCCAAGCGCGUCGCGGUGCUAAACGAUUCGCUCUGUCACGCCUACAAACCGCUGGACGAGGUGGAACGUUGCGUCAUGGAGCCGUGCUCGUACUCGCACAAUUUCGAGGACACCUAUCUCAAAGAUGGAAAUCGGCAGAGUUUGGAAAACAUUAAGGUACACGUGUCCGUCCCGGGCAAGACGUACUCCUGGCGAGAGGAAGGCUACACCAGUUGCAGCGCGUCCUGUCUCGGCGGUGUAGAGGAGUUGAUAAUCAACUGCGUGCGAGAUGACACGAACAAGAUUGUGUCUCCGUUUCUCUGCUCGCCAGAGACGAAACCGGAAGCGCGCAUUCGCACCUGUAACGACAUCCCGUGUCCUCCGCGGUGGAACUAUUCCGAGUUUACACCGUGCUCCAAGUCGUGCGGCUUUGGGAUACAGACGCGCGAGGUGACGUGCAUCCACGAGGUGACAAGGGGAGGAGAAAAUACAAUGAUCGUACCGAACAGUAUGUGCACGACGAAGCCACAACCGGACCGACAGUACUGCAACAUCAUCGACUGUCCCGUCCGGUGGGAAGUGUCCGAGUGGAGCAAAUGUUCAAAAUCUUGUGGCGGAGGUUUCAAGGAGCGACGCGUCGAGUGCAAACAGAUCAUGGCCCAGGAGCACAAGGUAGAGCGACCGGCAUCGAUGUGUCCGAGCAGCAAGCCGCCGGACAAGAAACCCUGCAACACCAAGGCCUGUGCACCGGAAGAUCAGCGACCGCCGAUUGCGGGCACCAACUCUACCUUCAUUCAGCACGACCCCAAGAAGAACAAGAUUACGCUGAAGAUUGGCGGUGCGGCGACCGUCUUCUACGGUACGCAGGUUAAGAUCAAGUGCCCGGUGAAGCGAUUCAAUCGCACCAAGAUCCGCUGGACGAAGGAUCAGCAACCGUUGCUGAAGACGAAGAAGAUCAAAAUGUCUAAGAAGGGUGCACUGCGCAUACUGGACGUAACGUUCCGCGAGGCUGGCAUCUACACGUGCCAUGCUGGGCUGAGCCAUGCGGAUCUGAAGCUGGCCGUUAAGGCGAAACCGGGCGGCGAAAAUCAACCAAACGAAGAUCACGAUCGACACCGGGGAGCGGAUCCGAAUGCACUGCUGGCUAACUCGUACGCAAUGGCCAAUGGGAAUGAGGAAGAGAAGAGUGGGAGGAAAAAUCGAGAUCGCAAUCGGGGGAGAAAUCGACAACGACAACAGCAGGACACGCUUCUAACUGAGCACGGCGAUGGAUCGGACGAUGAGGAACCCCUGCGGUCACACUCGCAAAUGACUGUGUCGGGCAGUACGGUAGCGUCGGACGCGUCGGCCGCGGCCAGUUCCGGCACCCGUACGUUACCGUUGCCCCAUUUCCAGCACCUACUGGCCGGCCUACAGCUUCUUUGGCCAUUUCAGACAUUCAGCAACAGUAAGAACUACGCACAGCAGUAUCUUGCCGAGCGCGGGUACGAUCCGUUCGAUGGGUCGAUCGGUAGAGGGGAUGUCGAGGACGAGGAGUCACCGAGGCCCAUGAACGUGUAUCAGCUGCUGAAAUCGCGCCACACCAGUGAAUCCGUGGACGAGCCAAUGAUCCACGACGGACAGGCAACGGAGGGCUACGAGUUCGAGUGGAUGACAACGCCCUGGUCCGAGUGUUCACAGACAUGCGGUGCCAAUGGGGGAGGGUACAAGCUCCGAUCGGCCCACUGCAUGCUACGGAUGAGCAAUUCCAGCCGCACCGUCGACAACAGCUUCUGCGAGGACGCUGGCCUGCCGGUGCCGGAAACGGUCGACAAAUGUGGCAACAUCGACUGUCCGCGCUGGGUGACAGCGGAUUGGAGCGGCUGUCAGCAGUCCAAGUGCUUCUCGUGGCACACGGCGCUCCAGCGGCGUGACGUGUACUGUCAGUUCGAUGGCGAGCGUAGCGACGAGAAGGUGUGCGAGGACCAGGAGAAGCCCGUCACCAAGCAGGAGUGCUACAACGAACUGUGCAAAGGUGUUUGGCGUGUCGAGCCAUGGUCAGAUUGUAAUGCAGCCUGCGAAGGACAGGGCAUCAAGUACAGGAUACUACAGUGCGUAUGGUACGGCACGAAAAAGCCGGCAGGCAACGCGUGUCGUGAGCUGCCCCGACCAGCGGUCAUGAAAGUUUGCAAAGGACCACCAUGUAUUUCGAAUCUUUCAGAGUGUAAAGACUUGUCGAGGUACUGUAAAAAUGUAAAAAGCAUGGGCCUUUGCAGACUGCACCGUUACCAGCAACAGUGUUGCAAGACUUGUAGGUUUAAUAUUUACCACUAAGGAUCGCAAAGAACGAAAACACCGGAUUGCCAAUCGAUACCGCGCUGGAUGUGGCGUUUGUAUGACGCUUUUGGAAACUUCCGAUGAUGUUCGGUGUAUUUUGUUGGAAAAGCGUCUCCAGCCUCCAAUAGGAUAAGCGCGGCAAAAGGAUGCAGUCCUUGCUGCUCCUUGCCUGUCCACUCUUUCUUUCACCUCCAGAACCACCAGCGCCAAUGGCCCCGGUAUACACAACUGAAACUGAAACAGCAACGAACUUGUGUAUGAUACGGAAUAGCUAUUGACACCUACUACCGAAGACUUAUUUAAAAUAGUCAAUUAUGUGUACUUGACUAUGAGCGUUGCUGAAAUCCAGCCAUCCACACUUAUAGAGACAGCACGGCGCAGUACUUGGAUCAUGGUGCAACUGUUAGAUUAUUGUUGAAGGACUUCAGUGGAGUAAACUGAAAGCUAGCACUGCAACACAAGACACUCUGUUUUCCUCUGAAAGUAGACAAUGUACUUUGGACAGACGAACGAUGUAGCAAGCUGGUAGCAUACACACACCCCAACCACACGACCUACACGACCACAAGAAUGCCAGAGGCGUCUGUUUGUUAACUUCGCAGAACUGUUGGAUUCUAUGUAUAUAGGUAAAGCAAAAGGAGGAAGAAACUAUAGAAAAGCCCUAUAAAUAUAAAUAUAAAUACAUAUAGACGCAAGCAUAGGGAAAAGCAAACCAGACUCCACAAGGCGUAGCACUAGGUUUAGGUAAUAUUUGAUGAGCAAGAGGGAGACCGAGCGAAGAAGUGAACAUAGUAAUAUAUAAAUUAAACAGAUCGACUCUAAACAAACGAAAGUUCAGGUUAGCUCAGCUCAGCUUACCGACUUGAUGAACGAAGGACAGCAGAUAGCAAAUUGCCAGCACGCUGUCGUAACGCUUCUGUAAACGUUCAGUGCUUUUUGAUAGUGGGGAUAGGUAGGUGUGCUGCUGCAAGUAUUAUCGUGUGUUGAAAUAGAAACCAUACCCACUCACACACACACACACAUACACACAUCUAUUUCCACUUUGAAAAUGAGUCAUUUACAGGUAAAAUCACAUUCCUAUUCAUCUCUCACCCAUAACGUCGAUUUCCUUUUCGUGAACUCACUCUCCCAAGUUAAUCAGCCAAAGGAAUGUAUUCUGUCAACAUCUGAACCAAUCCAUCCGCUAUUUCUACACUGUGAGUCCUUCUAGUGAGCCUAACAGAUUUCCAAUAACUUGUUACUUUUGCUUACCCUUGCAGUGGAACGUUUUACCCCAUGUUCAUAACAUCUAUCAUUCAACAUCAAUUGUUCCUUUCCAUACUCCCAUACAAACAACACCUCCAAACUAUGCGCUAUGUAAGUGAAGCGGUAUUUAAGAAACUAUCCAAAUAAAAACCAGUGGGAACAGUAUAAGCGGGACGAACAUUUUUUGGCUGCCAAUGUAGCGGUCCCUGCAAUCCUUGGCCAGUUUGCCACCACACCCUAAUCAACUCACACUAAGAUAAAUCUUUUUUCCUUUCCAACGCUUUCUAAUUAUACUAUUUACUCUCCCCCUUCCAUUUCCUAUUGUUCAUAAGUAAUCAUACUCUUCAAACUCUAACGAAACAAAACGCGUGCCGCGUGCGAAACUCCCGUGCCGGAAAUUUCAUUUCGUUCUAUACACAGGGUCAGACAGAGGAGCGUUAGUAUAAAAAACACGGAAAAGUAAAUGAAGAUCCAAAGUCCAAAGCAAUGCAAUUUUCCAUAGCAAGCGAGACGAGGCAAAAACAAAUUCGGAGCGAAUAGAAAUGACUAUCAUGUUUUAGGAAGCCAAUUUCGGAGCAAUCGUUGGGAGUUGGAAGCAGAGCGGUUAUUGAAUAACAUAAAACACAUGAGUAAGAAAUAAAACAAAAACAUACAACAAGAAAA